GCAAAACCGCCGCCGCCGUCAAAACGCUUAGCGGAGUACUGUACUACCCGCCCAAGCCGGUUGGCGUUCACGUUCGCCAAUGUUCACCAGUCUGGACUAGAUCGCUCGCGCUGCGCGCAGUCUUCACUUCGCGAUCAAACAUUUACACAGGAUUGAAUUGUGCGAGCCUUAUGAUCUUUUUGAUUGUCGACAAUGACCCCAGGAAUCUUCCCGUGCAACAGCGUGGAUGUAUUGGGCGACGACGGUCUCUUACGUUACGGACGCGUGGUGGAUGUGGCGGACCGGGGUCUUUACAUCGACUUCCUCUGCCCUAAUCGCCGACGUGAAUUCACGCUGUUUGGACGAAUGUUCCACAAUGAUGACAGCCGAUAUCUGGACCGAAACGAUAUGGCCCGGAGAUAUCCUGUACCUCAACUACCCGCAGAAGUUCUGGCGCGCGAGAGCGCCUCGGGGGCGUGGACGUGGUUCCCGCGGAGUUACGCAUUCGGACCAGCGACAUCGGGCACUCUAGUUACAGCGUGGCCGUGGUCCAUCGCGGGAAACCAGACGAGUAUGCGGAUGUCAUUCCCAUGACGCGUAUUCGCUGGAAGACGUCACCCACUGAUCGGCGCACUCAGGUUGGGUACAAAUAUCGCAGACAGAGCGUGGAUUUUCCCAAACAGGUGGAGAAAGGGACCUUCGUCACGCGCUGCAUUCCGUUAUCAGACUGGUAUCCCCGGGAACUGGUUACCGCAGCGCUGCAACAGCAGAAUCGAGAAGUGAUUCCCCGUUUUGGACACUCGGCUCCCGCUGUCGGUGUGGAGAUUGUAGCUGGAUGUGUGGUGUACGUUGUGCGUCGAUCUGAUCCUGGUACGGAACCCGACAAAGCUCAGUUGACAAGAGAACUGGAAUAUAUCAACAGACUCUCCACGACGUUGACUAAUUCCGUUUCGCGAAUGCGAGAACCAAAAGAACAGCCAAAAGGAAUGGCAAAAGUUGCUGUGCUGCCGACGGAAUUGUGGACGGAGGUGUUCUCUUAUCUGGACACUGUGACGCAGACCAAACUGCGCCCUGUGUGCCCAACAUGGAACAUCCUUCUGGAUUCACCUUACUUGCGGGCGCGUAUUAUCCUUGAUAGCUCGGCGUUUACCAAAGUGGAUCCUAAUUAUGAGCCAGUUUAUUUCAUGAUCGCCGCUCUCUUCAAAUGUUUCAAAUACGCCCACUACAUUGCUGUAGUUGACCCACGGUCGUGGAUAAGUGAAGCGGGUGUCUGGGAAAUGUUCGACGUUAUUAACUUUAUUGCACAGCGCCAGAAUGGCAGUAAACUGAAAGCCGUCUUCUUGCGUGGACUGUGUUUCUGUCUGCUGGAUAGCUUUUAUCAUGACCAUCCCACGCUCCAUCGAUAUUUAUCGGGUGCCAGCUGUACUCUAGAGAAUCCGGGUAUGAUAUACCGCGGUCUUCCAUGUGACAACGUCCAUAUUAAACGGUGCAGGAUCGUUUUGAGUUGCUUGGAUUAUGGUUCUGAUAUUAUCCUGUCUGUCAAGAUUCGCGUGCGUCAUCAACGUCUGACCGGAGAUUUCGCCGGCGGGCUAUGGAGCGCCCUGGAAGCGGGAUUGCCAGCGCCAGGCCACACGGAACUGCGUCGUCUGGGCACGUGGUUAUCGUUGCACACACACGGCAAGCAAACGUCGCAUGCACGUAAAUGUGUGGCCUUCGUCUGUAAGACGUUGUGUGCGACACAGACGGCGGAUCCGCGUCCAACGCUGCAUUACCGCGGGAAGGAGUGGUGUGUGGACGGUUUGAAGGGUUUGAAGCUGAAGAAACUGUCGCGUGUGGCGCAGGAUUUCCUCAUCCAGCUGAUGGAUGCCCUGUCGCCUUAAUUCCUCCUGGUCCUGUGUGCACCGAAUCACGUGGCAAUACAGUUUAUAGUCGCCAUGAAAGGGAAUUUUAAUGGUUACUUACCUUAAUACAGUACCUUUUGUUACUUUUUCGUGUCGUUGCCGAUGUUGAUUGAGCAGUUAGAAUUGUCGGGUACAUCUGUCCAUGCGUAGUUGUGCGGCGGAACUAGUUCUAACCCCCUUUUUUAUAGAUUCUAUCUGUUGCUAAUUUUCUUAGGAUUUUCUCACGCUGUGUAUAAGUUAGUUAGUGUCAGCAGAAGAUAUAAGCGUUU
Paramacrobiotus metropolitanus is the source of this 2149-nucleotide messenger RNA. RefSeq lists its product as uncharacterized. The record is from RefSeq and is a predicted model, not a curated record. Bases 570 to 1859 code for a protein of 429 amino acids. The transcript is spliced from 5 exons. Gene Ontology annotation, molecular function: protein binding. Lineage: Eukaryota; Metazoa; Tardigrada; Eutardigrada; Parachela; Macrobiotidae.